This is a messenger RNA of Drosophila serrata, 1156 nucleotides long. It is a transcript of the gene Paip2, whose product is annotated as polyA-binding protein interacting protein 2. NCBI's taxonomy places the organism in Eukaryota, Metazoa, Arthropoda, Insecta, Diptera, Drosophilidae. Gene Ontology annotation, molecular function: mRNA regulatory element binding translation repressor activity. Gene Ontology annotation, biological process: negative regulation of translational initiation. Gene Ontology annotation, cellular component: cytoplasm. The record is from RefSeq and is a predicted model, not a curated record.
ACUCAAAUUUUUUAAAUUGAUUAAAUUUUACGAGGCUAUGAAAAUAUAGACCUAUCGAUGACCGAUGGUAUGGCGGCGUAGCUGCCGUGAGAAGAUAUCGCUGCCGAACCUAUCGAUAGCUGUGUGUUUCUACGUAUAUUUUUGGCAUACUUGCUUUAUAAAUCAUUUCAAUUCGGUUGCUUGACGUUCACUGUAUCUGCUCAGCACACAGGACUUACUCGAAUAACUUUCGCAAUAGAUAUAUCAAAAUUCUCCGUGUGGUUUCUCCCUGGAUGCAACACUAAAUUGGCCUGUGUUUUCACAUUUUUUAUGACGUUAAAAUUCUCAGUGCAAGACUAAAACUACCAUUAGCAACGACAAGCAGCAUAGAAAAUCAUCACCACCAAAUAAGUAAAUCAGCAACAACAACAACACGUCGCAGAGGCAGAAGCUUCAAAAAAUUAACAGGAAAAUUGGACAAACUUCUCUCGAGAUUGGAAAAAUGUUAUUAAAAGUGCCAUCUGUUGACUGGACGGAUCAAAUCAUUUACGUGGUGGACGACGACGAGUCGCUGUCAGAUUUCGACGAUGAGCCAGAUUUCUCGGAAUAUAUGUGGAUGGAGAACGAGGAGGAGUUUGACAAGAAUGAACUGCAACGCCUGGAGGAGGAGGAGAUCAUGCAAGAGUGCUUCGAGGCCAUGAUCGAAGACGAGCUGGAAGAGCAAAUCAACGAUUGGGAAAAGGCCAAAACGGAAGAACAGAACACAGCGCUUUCCGCACUGCCCAAAAGUCAGUGUAAUGUGGAAAAGUCUGUUCUGAACCCCAUGGCCGAUGAGUUCAUUCCGCGAAGUCAUAUUAUGGACUUCCCUGCCUCGUAAAGCCAGCUCAUUCUUAUCCCUGCCCGCCUACCACAGAAUCACAAACCAUCCCGCCCCAUAACACGUGGACCUCAUACGCGAAAAAAUCCUAAGAAAAAACUGAAGAAAACAAGUUCCGCUAAUGAGAUUGAGAUUGAAAUAUCCUGACCAAGUUGAGCAGCAAGAGCAGACGGAGGAAUUAGCUCGAAACACAGCACACGAUUAUCUAAUUACUAGAUACAACAAGAAAAAGCUGGAUUAAAACUCAACUCCAAAUGCUGGCGACCGAAAUGCAAACGAAUCGUAUUUUACAAAAACCCA